CGUCGGUCCGCGCUGCCGUGUAUUCGUUCGUGUGCGUGAGACCGUCGACGAGCUUUUAGCGUUUGGAUAAAAAUCGACACCAAUUGAGACGGCUUUUUGUUUCGAACGAUGGGGUUUCGUGAAGCCUAUACAUUUUAUAUCCUAAAUCCUCAGUGCCAUAACCUGUAGAAAAAUAAUCUAGACCUAAAAAAUAAAAUUCGCGAGUGAAAAACAUUCCACGGAUAUAAAAACAAAUUACCAUGGAGAAGAGAAAGAAAAUGUUGUCUCAUUCAAUGUUUUUCGACAAAAACUGGAGCAUCUGAAACCGUUCAUCAUAGCUGUGAAAGUGAGGGCUGCUCGCCCGACGCACCUGCACGCAUGAACACAGCUGUCAACUAAUGCUAUUCAACAGUAGCCAGAUGGGACAUAGGUUACCUUCAGUUGCUCUUCUAAUGGCAGUAGCAGCCCUCCUGUCGGCGGUGGCUGGCGACGGCGCAGCAGGAGGCAGGUCGGACAUGGGCGGCGGUGACAUGGGCGGCAUCGGAGGGAACAACAGCGUGACGGCCGUCCAACCUGGCGAGGCGGCGAAGCUAGCCUGUCACGUCCCUGCUGAGAUGUAUGGGAGUCGCGUCUCGUGGAUCCGCCGAAAGGACUUGCAGCUCCUGUCGGUCGGGGAGAGUAUGUACACCAACGACCAUAGGCUCUUCGUUUCACACUCCAGGCAUUCCCACAGCAAGGACUCGAGACACUCCCAGAUGUGGUUCCUCCACAUGAUGAACGUGACGAAAGGAGACGAGGGAGAAUACGAGUGCCAGGUGUCGACGCAUCCACACUUCUCCUUCUACACAGUCCUCAAGGUUCAGAACGCGUACAGCCAGGUGGAGGGCCCCGGGGAGCGCGUGGUGGCUGCUGGCUCUGGUCUGCGGCUCGUCUGCGUCAUCAAGGGAGCCACGGAGCCGCCCGCCUACAUCUUUUGGUUCCAGAACGAGAGGAUGGUCAACUUCGACGCCAACAGGGGGGUCAAUGUGACUGCCGAACGGGACCGCAGCGUCCUGACUGUUGGAGCAGCUACGGACGACCACGCGGGAAACUAUACUUGCCAGCCGUCGAAUGCCUGGCCAGCGUCCGUCCUCGUUCAUGUUGUCGUUGAGACAACGGAGUCCGGCGCCUCGAAGGGCCCGAAGGUCGGGGGCAAGACCCCAGUGCAGCUGGGAGUGAAGAGCGCCUCCUCGGACGGCCCUCGGAUUCUACCUCAGACGCUGGCGCUGUUCCUGCUCGGCCUGCUCCUCGACGCCCUCACAUUCCCAAGGGUCUUCCACACUAGGUUGUAAGGCGCCGCCUGAGCUCGCCAGGUGUUGUCUACAGCCAGAUGCCUCGCCUGCGUCGGGGGGAACGGCUGCCGCUUCUGGGCGCGACCGAGGGCUGUGUCCUCCGUCAGUAGGCGGAGGGUCGUGCCCGUCUCCUCCGCCGCGAGGGCAGUGUAACAGCGUAGAAUGUCCGUGGUCCGCGUCGCCCAACCACUGUAGGACGGCAGCUUCUUCGUCAGCAGGUGCUGUGACAGGCAGACAUUCUCAACUGCCAAGGUGCUGCAGAGUGCGUCGCCGGGAAUUGCAGUGCGUCAGCAUUCCUCGCCAGGAGCGUGCUGCUGUGUGCCUGCAUCCUCGCCGGAGGGUCUCGAGAGAGGCAACUUCCCGCACCGCCAGUGUUGCAAGCGCCGUCUCCACCGGGCGCCGCAUCCGCUGGCAGCUCCUUCGGCGAAGACGAACUACCAUCGAGACUGCCGGAGUGAUAUCUCGGAGUGCGACUUGAAACCGCAUAUUCAGAUGAUCCGCAUAAUUUCGCAUGUUCAUCAUGGACAUACGAUAUCAGACUGAAUAUCAAAUGGAUGUAUCACUGGGAUGGAUUUGUUCUGUCUUAUAAUAUCAUUAUAAAUACAAUAUGUGUGGAUAUGUUUUAUUGUAUGUUUCAGCGUGAAAGCGUUCCGCGUCGUUGGAAUUUCCCCACACAACAAGAGCUCACGAGAAGGUGACAUCCUUCACACAAACUUGGUUACGAUUUCGGUGUUUCUCAAAUGAUUUUAUUGACGGAUCGAAUACGUAGUUCUCCUCCAAACCGUAACGUUGAAGGCUCACAUCACUUUCCACACUAGUCGCAGCGUUGGCGAGAUAACCAGGUAGCCAUGGAAAGACGACUGAAUCCUUAAAAACCCAUGAACAACACGAAGACAUCGGGACUAGCGUACGAUUAUUAUUCCUGUGGGAGUGUGACUGAUGGACUUAUCGUGGCAGGAUAUCUGUGGAUUCUCAAUGUAGAUUUGACACUGUGUGUAAAUGUGGGUUAUGAAAUUGAUGUUUUCUUGUGUUGUUCGUCAUGUAAUUAAGAUAUCGAUGUGGGCAACAAAUUGGAAAAAAAACAGUCGCUUUUCUGCAAUAUUGUUUCCAACUUACGAAAUCUGUCAUACAUUUUAACACGAAAGAGUUCCUAAUACCCUAGAAAAGAGUGCAAUCGAUAGGAAAAUGGUUAGUACGUGUUAUACAUGUUUAACUUAUCAUUAUAAUGUUAUAUAUCUAAAUCAGUAUGAAAUUAUUAAAGAUAUGAUAACAGUA
Penaeus chinensis is the source of this 2585-nucleotide messenger RNA. RefSeq lists its product as uncharacterized. NCBI's taxonomy places the organism in Eukaryota, Metazoa, Arthropoda, Malacostraca, Decapoda, Penaeidae. Bases 378 to 1310 code for a protein of 310 amino acids. Gene Ontology annotation, cellular component: neuron projection membrane. The transcript has 8 exons. Gene Ontology annotation, biological process: synapse organization. The record is from RefSeq and is a predicted model, not a curated record.